AGUAGAGGAAGUCGGAAAUAGGGAUCGGGAUUACUAGGAAAUGGAGGGGUAGGAGGGGGAGUAAGGGGAGGAGCAGAAUCGGGAAUGGGGGGAAACGGAGGGGGAGUAGGGGGAGUGGGUGGAGGAAGAGCAGAAUUGGGAGGAGGUGGAGGUGGGGGAGUAGGAGAAUCGGGAUGGGGAUUAGGGGUAAAAGGAGGAUGAGGAGGGGAAGUAGGAGAACCGGAUCGCGAUUAGGGGGAAAAGGAGGGGGAGGAGGAGAAGAGGGAAGAGGAGCAGAAUCGGGAGGAGGGACACGAGGGGGACGAAGGGGAGUAGGAGAAUCGGGAUCGAGAUUAGGGGGAAAAGGAGGGGGAGAAGAGGAAAUAGGAAAUCCGGAUUGGGAUUACGGGGAAAAGGAGCGGGAGGAGGGGAAGGAGAGGGAGGAAGAGAAGAAUAGGGAGGAGGGGAAGGAGAGGGAGGAAGAGAAGAAUCGGGAGGAGGGGACAGAGAGCGAGGAAGAGAAGAAUCGGGAGGAGGGGGAGGUGGGGGAGGUGGGGGAGUAGGAGAAUCGGGAUGGGGAUUAGGAGUAAAAGGAGGGAGAGAAGGGAAAGUAAGAGAAAUUAAUCGGGAUCUGGAUUAG
Messenger RNA from Chara braunii, 619 nucleotides. The record is from the annotation of a GenBank genome assembly. Lineage: Eukaryota; Viridiplantae; Streptophyta; Charophyceae; Charales; Characeae.